Schistocerca nitens (vagrant locust) is the source of this 3782-nucleotide messenger RNA. Its product is annotated as syntaxin-6. Gene Ontology annotation, molecular function: SNAP receptor activity. Gene Ontology annotation, biological process: Golgi vesicle transport; intracellular protein transport. Gene Ontology annotation, cellular component: membrane. The coding region runs from base 181 to 948 and encodes 255 amino acids. Lineage: Eukaryota; Metazoa; Arthropoda; Insecta; Orthoptera; Acrididae. The transcript has 7 exons. The record is from RefSeq and is a predicted model, not a curated record.
UCUAGUCGAUGAAGGUGCGAACUGUGCGGUGGUUGUUUGGGAGUCUAGGUGCUAAGUAUACAGCUGACUUCGCAUUGAUGCAACUGUGUGCUUUAAAUAAAGCCUCAUGAGUGAAAACGCGUGUAUACAGACCGAAUUCCUCAUCAGAAGCCUCUUGAAUGAGUGUCGCUGAAAGCUGACAUGACCCUUGAAGAUCCAUUCUUUGUAGUCAAAGAUGAAGUAUGCAAAGCUUUAAACAAAACGAGAGGAUUGUAUCGUCGUUGGCUUGAGCUACAUGAUGACCCAGGUAAUAGUGUAUCAAAAGAUGAAUUGGAAUGGACUACAACAGAACUACGAAAUGCGCUUCGCAGCAUUGAAUGGGAUCUAGAAGAUUUGGAAGAUACUAUUGGCAUUGUUGAGAAAAAUCCAGGAAAAUUUAAAAUUGACAACAAGGAAUUGAGCAGCCGGAGGAAUUUUAUAGAUCAAACACGAGACGAAGUGAAGACAAUGAAAGACAAGAUGAACAUUUCAAGAGGUAGAGACAGGGAUCGCACUGCAAGACAGCCUCUUCUUGAGAACAGUCCUGUGAGAGUGCCAUCUACUCAUGGAACAACAAAAUAUUCAAAACUGGAAAAUGAACUGGACAGUCCCAACAGACAAUUCUUAGAUGAUACUCUGCAGCAACAGAACCAUAUGCUCCGUAGUCAAGAUGAACAAUUGGAUAUAAUCAGUGACUCUGUGGGAACCCUUAAAACAGUAUCCAGGCAGAUUGGAAAUGAACUGGAUGAGCAAGCAGUGAUGCUUGAUGAAUUUGGUAAUGAAAUGGAAAACACUGAUUCAAAACUUGACUCUACAAUGAAAAGAGUAGCUAAGGUUUUCCAUAUUUCAAAUGAUCGAAGACAAUGGAUUGCUAUUGGAGUACUGUCGGGAAUAAUGGUUAUUGUCAUCAUCCUGUUCAUCUUUACAUGAGGAGACCUACAAGCAGAUUUGUGACAGUGCAUGAAUUUGUGUUUUAUUUUCCUUAUACUGCUGCAUACAAGACGAAAGAGAAAUUUUGGCACUGAGUGUGUAACAUUCUUUGUGCAAUAACUGUUACAAAAUAGUUAUAAAUCAUUGUUAUAUACAUUGUUGAAUAACAUUGGGGGCUAGGAUCACACAGUUAAAUUUCUGAUUUUUCAUAUGAAAGUGUAAGUAUUACUGAAGGGGUGCUUUAUUAUUUAUACAAGGUUUUUAUUCAUAGCUUAUAGGAUUUUAUAAAUUAGUUUUACUGUGCCUGUUAUACAGCACUUUACCUAACAUUCAAAAUAUGAUCAAGAAGUAAAACUGUACUUACAGUGUGUUACUACAAAGUACAUACUGAGAUUUAAAUAGUGAGUCAGCAGUUUUGUUUGCAGUUUACAUUUAUUUUUUGUAAAUUCGCAGGUGAUGCAAAUAAUGUAUAAUGUAUAUAAUAGAAAUAAAGAAAAUAAUUCUAAGUGAUGUUUUAUGCAUAAAGUUGCAAAACAUUUUAUUAACUCAAAAGACUAUUUGGUGCCAACCAUCAACUUAACCUUUAAUUCUAGAGAUAAUCAUCUGGUAUGUGCAAAAGAUGUAGAUGACAGGUAAUAUAAAAACUUAAUGUACUGGAAUUACUAGUGUUACUUAUAUGAAAAGAUGAUUUUCACAAUUAAUAUAAGAAAAAUACCAGUAGAUAUAUAUAGAUAAGGUGUGCAUCUAUACCAUCUGUUUGGUAAUGGAUUGCAAGUAAAAAGAGACUUUAAUAACAGCAAAAGAAAAGUUCUAGAUAGAAUCAGAUCCUCUCCCAACAAAAAUCAAGUGGGACAUGUUACUCAGAGGAGCUUCAUGAUAUAAGUGAGAGCUUCAAAAUGUAAAUAAUUUCACAUUGUCACUUUGAAAUGUAUGGACUGUGUUACUCCACUUUCCUUAGGUACUUAUAAGUCUUUUAAUAGUGUCUAAGAUUUUAUUUAUGCUUGUCUACUACACUAUUACAAUAAAGUAAAUAGUUAAAACUGAUCAUUUUCAGUUAUCCUCUAGGGAACAGCUGUAUUAUAUUUUACUGUUUUAAAUUUAUGGUGCUGCUACAAUGUAUUGUUAUGCACACUCUUUACUGUUCCUUCAUAUUACAGUAUUCUGUAGUUAAGUUUCUUUCAAUGAUACUUCAUGUAAUUUUGUAAAUACCUCAUUUAGUUGUGAUUUAUACUGGUAUGAACAUUGUGUAAAAGACUGACUGACAUUUGCCUGCUUUAAAUGUGUAUUUGCAUAUGCUACAUUGGUAUUGGCAUAAAAUUUUCAUUGUUUGUUUCCAGUACAAAUGAAUUGUUCAUAAUAAUUAAUUUUGAACUGUGGGUGACAGACUGCAGAAUUUGCCAGUGUUAAGAAUAAGAGCAGUAUCACACAGUAAAAUAACAAUUUGUAAUUUCAAAAUAGUGUAUCAAAAUCAUUUGUUUAGUAUAGCAAAUCCACCAGAGAAAGCAUUCAUAUUGCAGCAUUUUUUUUACCUCAUCUGGUUCAAAAAUGAAACAAAUUAUACCUUACUAAUGAAUGUGUCGCAUUUUUUAAAUUGCUGUAUAGAUUUCUCUUUGUCAGCAGCAGCGGCGAUAGGUUGAAUGACUGUACUGCUGUUAGAGAUAAAUGGCAUUUAUGUGGACAAUCGUAAGUUUCUGAGAUUCAUCUCAAUGAAACAUGCCACUUGCAAUAGGAUUGACUCUAACAAAAUGUUAAUUAUUAAGACACAGCUGUGUUAAUAUAAUAGAGAGUGGUAUCAGACCACUUCUGUAAAUACACUGGGUUUAUAUUUUGUGAUGGUGAUAUGAAACUGAAGGUGCACAACUGAAAUUUAUUGGACUGAAUUUCAUAAGAAAUUGGACCAGAUAAGAGAAAAUAAAAAACAAAUGUAUUGAAUAUUACAAGUAUUUUUUGAUUACAGAACAUCUUUGGUUGUUAAACAUUUAUCAUAUUUUCAAAAACAAAAAGUUUGCUGAAAAGGAGCAAACAGUACUUCAAACUUAGAUACAGAUAUUUGAUAGGUAGUCUAACAUUUCUUUAUGUGAAAAUACACAGAAUACAGUUUAUGUAUAUGUUAAAAUUUUAGUUAUUUAUUUGUGUUCUGGAUUUUAAAAAGCAGACUUUACUAUAUGUGCAAUAAAUUUACAAAUAUAGCCAGUUAUUUUCAGUUUUAUCCAGUUAAUGAUCCAUUAACCUUAACAACGAGAACUGAUAUACUGUGUAGACAGAGGUGCAAUGGAUUGAUACAUGAGAAUCAUGAAAUUUAUGUUGUUGUUUUCGUUCAUAAACAAUGUACAUAGUAGCCGCACAUCAUAAGUGUGCCAGUUGGUUGGCUGUCUUUUUUUCCCCCUUUAUACAUACAAGUAACAAAAGAUUCUCUCAACUUCAAUGUCUUAUAGAAUUGUAUUAUUGUGUUCUUAAGCUUUUUAAAUAAAUGUAGAUUUGAAACUGUACAUAAUAAUUUAAAAUAGGCUCUAAGGAUUAUUGAAGUGUACAUCAGAGGUGCAAGUUUAUGGUGGUUCAGAAGAAAAAACCACUGUAUAAUCCUACUGAUGGUCCCAUUGUGUUGAAUAACAUGUGUCCUAAAACUGCAUUUUGUGCGGAAAUGUUAAGUGAACAAUUACUCAAUAGGGUAGUCACAGAAACUGGACUUUCUUGUCUUAUUUUAUUUACUCUCUCAUACUGCUUAUCAAAGUCAACUUUCUUCUUGAUAGAAAAAUGCGGAAAAUUUGAAAAUAUCAAAAAUGAAAAUGGAAUUGAUUUUUAAUUUCUGUACCAUUUCUGUUAAAUUCUAUAAU